CUAUUUAAAGCCGGCCAAGACCCCGAGCGCGGCCCCUUCCCUCCCCCAGCGCCCUCGACCGGACCCGCUGGACUUUCCUCCUGGCAACGGGGCGGCCAUGAGCGCUCGGGCGGCGGCGGGGCCCAUCUUCGCGGAGGGCGAGGAUUGCCGGGCGGCGUGGCGGGAGGCGGCGGCCGGCUACGAUGCGCCCGACGCCCACCUGGAGAUCCUGGGGAAGCCGGUGAUGGAGCGCUGGGAGACCCCCUACAUGCACUCGCUGGCGGCCGUGGCCGCCUCGAGGGCCGCCCUCUCGUCCCCAGGCGGCCGCGUGCUGGAGGUGGGCUUCGGCAUGGCCAUCGCCGCCAGCAAGGUGGAGGAGUUCGCCAUCGAGGAGCACUGGAUCAUCGAGUGCAACGAGGGCGUUUUCCGGCGGCUGGAGGAGUGGGCCAGGACGCAGCCCCACAAGGUCGUGCCCCUGAAGGGGCUGUGGGAGGACGUGGUGCCGACGCUGCCCGACGGGCAUUUCAGCGGGAUCCUGUACGACACCUACCCGCUCUCGGAGGAGACCUGGCACACGCACCAGUUCGCCUUCAUCAAGGACCAUGCCUUCCGCUUGCUGCAGCCCGGUGGGGUCCUCACCUACUGCAACCUGACCUCCUGGGGGGAGCUGCUGAAGACCAAGUACACCGACAUCGAGAAGAUGUUUGAGGAGACCCAGGUGCGGCACCUGGUGGAGGCCGGGUUCAAGAAGGAGAACAUCAGCACGAAGGUGAUGGACCUGGUCCCCCCCAAGGACUGCAGGUACUACUCCUUCCACAAGAUGAUCACACCCACCAUCGUCAAGCACUGAGGGCGCCCAGCACCAUCCCUCCCCGGAGCCGCGGGAAGCGAACCCUAACGAGGAGAGACUGAUUACGUGCGCUGCCAGGAGGAGGAAAGCUCUUCUCUCCUUUGACGCUAAUGAAAGAAGAUCGAAGCCGAUUUAUCCGGAGGCAGGAGAAAGCUGGAGGCUUGGGAUGGAAGUCCUGGGUCUUCAGGGGACCUCCUGGACAAAAGGACUCCCUGCCCCAUCAGGGUUGUCACCAGGUUGUCACCAGCUCCAUGCAGCCCCCUGCCCUGGGGAGGGGUCCCAGAGGCCCCGCUCGAGACGCCAAAUAUCAAUUAAGCUGCAAUUCAAGAGCAUCGCCCCGAGCCUUCAGCCCAAGGGGCCGGAGGACGAGAUGUUUCCUGGAAAAGCUGCAUCAUUUUUAGAAAUCACGGGGUCCCCAAAGCCAAAUAAUCUAAACCAGGGGGGAGAAACGGGGAGGAGGGGGCAGCUGGAGGCAUUUUGCUGGAAGGGGAUUUCGGCUGCUCCCGCAGCCGCUCCCCGGUGAAGUUUCCCCGUCCCUUUGGCUAAAGCCCAGCGUGGCAAAGUCCCGAUUCCGACGACCUCCUUGCAGUUCCAUGGCACAUAAAUGAUGUUUUCUCUCUCUGCCCAGAAGAGCUAAAAUCCAUUAAAAAGGAAUGAAAUACACAA
Molecule: messenger RNA, 1495 nt
Organism: Chroicocephalus ridibundus (black-headed gull)
Lineage: Eukaryota; Metazoa; Chordata; Aves; Charadriiformes; Laridae
Gene: GAMT
Product: guanidinoacetate N-methyltransferase
Exons: 6
Coding region: 98-829 (243 amino acids)
Biological process (GO): creatine biosynthetic process
Cellular component (GO): nucleus; cytoplasm
Molecular function (GO): guanidinoacetate N-methyltransferase activity
Source: RefSeq, a predicted model, not a curated record